GACAAAAGAGACAUCCCCAUAUAUUGAAGAAUUUUUCCAUGACAAAAGCAGCUAAACAUCUCACAGAUAAGAGAUAAAUUGGAAUAAACAGCUGUCAGUGUUAAAUAAAUAUCCUGGAUAGUGUGCAGGACAGAAAUAACUACAGCAUCGUCAAACUCCUUUCUUCUCUUUAUUUAGCUGUUCUUGCAUGUAGCUCCCAAUCUUUGCACUGCUUCAGUUAGUGGAGCAUUUAUUUUUGAAUCAGCUGCAUUUGUUAAGACUGUAACAACGAAAGGCAUUUCCUGAGAAGCUGCAAGGAUGAGCAGAAAGAAAGAACAACAGCUAAGGAAAUACGGGACCCUAGUAGUGCUUUUUAUCUUCCAAGUUCAGAUAUUUGGUUUUGAUGUUGACAAUCGACCUACAACAGAUGUCUGCUCGACACACACAAUUUUACCUGGACCAAAAGGGGAUGAAGGUGAAAAAGGAGAUAGAGGAGAAGUGGGCAAACAAGGGAAGGUUGGACCCAAAGGACCAAAAGGAAUCAAAGGAGCUGUGGGGGAUGUUGGUGACCAGGGAAUGCUUGGGAAAAUUGGUCCAAUUGGUGGAAAGGGUGACAAAGGAGCCAAAGGCUUAUCAGGGGUGUCUGGAAAAAAGGGGAAAGCAGGCACAGUCUGUGACUGUGGAAGAUAUCGCAGAGUGGUUGGACAACUGAAUAUCAACGUUGCACGUCUUAACACAUCCAUCAAGUUUGUGAAGAACGUUAUAGCAGGUAUCAGGGAGACAGACGAGAAAUUCUAUUACAUUGUGAAAGAAGAGAAGAAUUACAGAGAAGCUUUGAUCCACUGCAGGGACAGAGGAGGAACACUGGCCAUGCCUAAAGAUGAGGCAACCAAUGCCCUGAUUGCUGACUACAUCUCCAGCAGCGGCCUCUUCCGAGCCUUCAUUGGGCUGAACGACAUGGAAAAAGAGGGACAGUUUGUGUAUGCAGACAACAGCCCACUGCAGAACUACAGUCACUGGAAGGAAGGGGAACCUCACGACCCAGCUGGACGUGAGGACUGUGUGGAAAUGCUCAGCACCGGAGAGUGGAAUGACUCUGAGUGCCAAGUCACCAUCUACUUCGUUUGUGAGUUCCUCAAGAAGAGGAAAUAAAAGAGUCGCAGCACGUCCCUCGCACCUGCUGUACACACAAUAACCCCUCCUCAUCCACCCCCUGUAGGCAGAGCAGGCAGCCAGACAGGGCUCAGCCUCACUGGGUUAACCAGAGCAACUACUGCUAAGAUGGCAGUGACCAUGAAGUCAGCACAGGUCUGCCGGGGAUAUCCAGCUAAUUGUGACUUCUAUUUUCAUUUCUAUGUGUAAUUUAGGGUGGGCAUUUCUACAUGUAAUUUGGGGGCAAAUUUUCAGCAUAUAGUGGUGAAUAUGAUUUCACUAAUGCCAGAAAUAGUAAACUCACUGGUAUAUUAAUUACUGAUGUGCUUUGCAAAGUCCACAUACAGGAAGAGUGUGAUCUUUAUUCACAUGUGACCUGUGCAGGAAGCCCUAGUCAUUUCCUUGGUGACUUUGAAGCUGGUGUGGAGAACUGGCCUCCAAAAAAGUAUGUCUCUCACUGAAAUUGACUCUAAUGGAGAGUCAUAACAUAAAAAAUAAAAUAAAAGAGGAGAAAUGGUGGCAAUACUGCGGGGUAGCCGUGGGAGCUGCAGCCUAAACCUGCAAAGCAAGGAAUGUCGAUAAUGACGAUUGUCUGUGGGGUCGUUACUGCGCCCAUUGCCCACUGCUGCUGGUACAGAGGAGAGGGAAGACAAAAGAGAGAGGAAAAGAAAAACAAAUAAAAGGAGCAGAGCUGAAAGCAGGCCUGGCUGAGACCACUACAGACUGUGACUUUGCCACCAGAGCCGGGUCCAGUGAGGACAACAGCAUCAGACUCCUCGCCUCUCCAUCACUCCUGAGAUCACCGGCAGAAAGCUCUUCAGGGCGAUAGCGGUGAGUGGCCCUGCCACCCAUGCCGUGCCCAGACUCCCAAAAGAGCUGUCCCCUGUGUGCCCAGGCACACAGCAGCUCGGGUGCCAGAGGCACCAGAAGGAUGAAGGCAGCAGCUGCUGCAGCCCCUGCUGUCCCUGCCACUGGUGCCACCUGCGCUGGAUCUGCCACCGCUGCCACAACUCGCCUCACCCCCCGGCUCCAGGAGGAUGUGAGCACAACAUCACCAUCCAAACCUUUCACCUCGAACGCCUUCUCCCCCCAGUGUGUAAUCAGCCCUUUACUCACAGGCACCUUGUCGACCCUAUACAGGAAGGGCUUCGGGCUCCCUCUACCCCAAAAUACAUGUUUGGGUUUGUUUCCUUCCCUUUACCAACUGGGUACAUUCACAUAUCCAGUUUCCCACACACAUACUUUGAACACUGUUACAGUAAAGUGAUAUUUUAAACACACAA
Molecule: messenger RNA, 2414 nt
Organism: Apus apus (common swift)
Lineage: Eukaryota; Metazoa; Chordata; Aves; Apodiformes; Apodidae
Gene: COLEC10
Product: collectin subfamily member 10
Exons: 6
Coding region: 298-1131 (277 amino acids)
Source: RefSeq, a predicted model, not a curated record